Molecule: messenger RNA, 500 nt
Organism: Mizuhopecten yessoensis (Yesso scallop)
Lineage: Eukaryota; Metazoa; Mollusca; Bivalvia; Pectinida; Pectinidae
Exons: 2
Coding region: 47-358 (103 amino acids)
Source: RefSeq, a predicted model, not a curated record
AACUUCUAAUAGACCGUCUAAUAUUUUUUUCAGUCCAAAGAUAAACAUGGAAUCAGUACAGAUAUCAUCCGACAAUACCGCUACUGACAGGAUAAAUAGUGCUCUCGCCACACUCAGGAGUGAUAUGCUUGACAUCAGACAACAAGAUGUCCAGUUGAUGCAGCAGCUCAUGAGUAUCAACGACAACAUAAAGACGCUGACCAAACGACGGCCAAACUCUGGCAGACAACGCAAAACGAAAUACACGUUGCUCAACGGACGAAGAAAAUGCAUAAACCUGAAUGAAACGAUUCCAGAAGAAGAUUCAAUUUCUGCAGAUUCUGACAGUGACGGCAAUCUGUCGGGUAAUGAAAAUUAACUUAUUAACGUUACGUAACACGUUCUGACUCUGUUCUAUACAUUCGCCAAAGUCAGUGUAACAACAUAACAACGUUAUCUUCGCUGAACAAAGAGUUGAUUGUUUCAAAUAUGAACAUGUGUGUUUGGACAUUCUACGCAAA